Anopheles coluzzii is the source of this 1172-nucleotide messenger RNA. RefSeq lists its product as uncharacterized. The record is from RefSeq and is a predicted model, not a curated record. The coding region runs from base 170 to 808 and encodes 212 amino acids. The transcript has a single exon. Lineage: Eukaryota; Metazoa; Arthropoda; Insecta; Diptera; Culicidae.
CCGCUAGCAGGCAGCAUGUCAAAAGGUGUUUAACACUCCGACGCGAUACACGAUCCACCAAAACCAGCGUAUAUCGGCACACAUCUCGCAGCUACCGGGAGCAAGUCGCUCCGAUACAACCGCACCGAUCGACCAUUCCGCGUCACCUCCAUCAAGCAACCGCUCCAAGAUGAACAAGCUACUCACCGGUGGACUACUGUUCCUGCUCGUGGCCGGCUCGCUCGUGUCCGGCUCGAUGUUUGGCCCGUUCGGACCGUUCGGACCGGCCGCUCAGCUGCCGGGCGCAGUCGGCGGCUAUCCGGGCGCGGUCGGAGGGUAUCCGGGCGCGGUCGGCGGUUUGCCCAUGUACCCGGGCCGUCCCGGCCUUGGACAGCUGCCCGUGUACCCGCCGCUCUACCCGGCCGCACCGAUGCUGCCCCCGACGCCGGCCAUGCCGUACGCUUACGGUCGCGCCAUGCCGGCGAUGAUGCCAGUUGCGCCCCCACCGGCAGCCAACCUGCGCACCGUUGCCUCGAACACCGACGUGCUGGGACGGUUGGCUGUGGCCGACCUGCCCGAGGAUUUGCAGCAGCGCGCCCAGGACAUGCAGGCCGCCAGCGAGCAGGGCUUCGACGCCUGCGAGCAGAUGCUGACGACGACCGGCUCCUACUGGCAGUACAAGCGCUGCAAUGCGCUCCAGCUGCGCACCGUCCUGACCGCGGCGAAGGCUCUCGAGCAGGAAGCUACGGCACGCUCGGCCGCGGCCGCCGCCGCUGCUGCCACCCCCGCCACUGCUGGUGAGCAGGUUGCCGUACCGGCGCAAGCCUAAACCUGGAACCCCACUUCCAAUCGCUCUGAAGGAUUAGAAAUCGGAUCGAAUCACCUCACGCCACAUGCGUGGGAAGACGAGACAGGCUCGAGACAACGAAACCAUUUAGCGAACCCGCCGUGUAGACCGUGGGGGAUUAAAUAUUAGCGCAUUGCCCAUUGGAACAGUUGCAGUGCAUAAUUUAUUCACCUCGGACCUGGGGACCGGGCGUACAGUCCGCCGUGCGUUUGUGUCUUGCUGUGUGCUUCUGGAUGUAAAUUAAAAAUGUAUUAAAAAAUACACGAUGCACCGCUGCUAAAGGGAAACUCUUUGAACCUGUAGCGUACCUGCAGCGGUAUCGUACUCACAACAACAACAAAACGAA